Molecule: messenger RNA, 4623 nt
Organism: Gorilla gorilla gorilla (western lowland gorilla)
Lineage: Eukaryota; Metazoa; Chordata; Mammalia; Primates; Hominidae
Gene: IGF2BP3
Product: insulin like growth factor 2 mRNA binding protein 3
Exons: 15
Coding region: 743-2482 (579 amino acids)
Molecular function (GO): RNA binding
Source: RefSeq, a predicted model, not a curated record
ACCCUUUACAAACUCGAGUUGUGACCGUCAGCGCCCCGCUUGGUGCCGGCUGCGGUUCCUUUAGCAUUUUCCUUCUUCCUCCUCCCCCUUCUCAGAGUCCCUCUCCCAAUCUCGUUUCCCCUCCCCCUCUUCCUCUCGCUCGCUUUUUUCUCCGAAACCCACUCUAAUUGAGGCUCUGGGAUUCCUCACGUGAGACGUUGAUUUGUAGUUUGAACACGUGGCUCAUUCAAAAAGCCGGACACUCGGAGCGGAUUUUUUCCGCCUCCUGCGCCUUCCUCCCUCCCUCCUCCUCCUCCUCUCCCCUCCCUCCUGCCAGUCACCCUUCUGGGUUUUUUUAUGGGGAGGCGGCGCCUGCCUCACGUAGUGUGAUAUUUUCACAGUCCGCUGGCCGAAGCCAAAGGGGUUGGGAAGGAAGAGACAAAAAGUAGUUUUUUCCCCUCCUCCUCCUCCUUUCUCUUGCUAAUCCCGCCUCCUCCUAAGACUUAGGAAGACUGGUGGAUGCGUUUGGGUUGUAGCUAGGCUUUUUCUUUUCUUUCUCUUUUAAAACACAUCUAGACAAGGAAAAAACAAGCCUCGGAUCUGAUUUUUCGCUCCUCGUUCUUGUGCUUGGUUCUUACUGUGUUUGUGUAUUUUAAAGGCGAGAAGACGAGGGGAACAAAACCAGCUGGAUCCAUCCAUCACCGUGGGUGGUUUUAAUUUUUCGUUUUUCUCGUUAUUUUUUUUUAAACAACCACUCUUCACAAUGAACAAACUGUAUAUCGGAAACCUCAGCGAGAACGCCGCCCCCUCGGACCUAGAAAGUAUCUUCAAGGACGCCAAGAUCCCGGUGUCGGGACCCUUCCUGGUGAAGACUGGCUACGCGUUCGUGGACUGCCCGGACGAGAGCUGGGCCCUCAAGGCCAUCGAGGCGCUUUCAGGUAAAAUAGAACUGCACGGGAAACCCAUAGAAGUUGAGCACUCGGUCCCAAAAAGGCAAAGGAUUCGGAAACUUCAGAUACGAAAUAUCCCGCCUCAUUUACAGUGGGAGGUGCUGGAUAGUUUACUAGUCCAGUAUGGAGUGGUGGAGAGCUGUGAGCAAGUGAACACUGACUCGGAAACUGCAGUUGUAAAUGUAACCUAUUCCAGUAAGGACCAAGCUAGACAAGCACUAGACAAACUGAAUGGAUUUCAGUUAGAGAAUUUCACCUUGAAAGUAGCCUAUAUCCCUGAUGAAAUGGCCGCCCAGCAAAACCCCUUGCAGCAGCCCCGAGGUCGCCGGGGGCUUGGGCAGAGGGGCUCCUCAAGGCAGGGGUCUCCAGGAUCCGUAUCCAAGCAGAAACCAUGUGAUUUGCCUCUGCGCCUGCUGGUUCCCACUCAAUUUGUUGGAGCCAUCAUAGGAAAAGAAGGUGCCACCAUUCGGAACAUCACCAAACAGACCCAGUCUAAAAUCGAUGUCCACCGUAAAGAAAAUGCGGGGGCUGCUGAGAAGUCGAUUACUAUCCUCUCUACUCCUGAAGGCACCUCUGCGGCUUGUAAGUCUAUUCUGGAGAUUAUGCAUAAGGAAGCUCAAGAUAUAAAAUUCACAGAAGAGAUCCCCUUGAAGAUUUUAGCUCAUAAUAACUUUGUUGGCCGUCUUAUUGGUAAAGAAGGAAGAAAUCUUAAAAAAAUUGAGCAAGACACAGACACUAAAAUCACGAUAUCUCCAUUGCAGGAAUUGACGCUGUAUAAUCCAGAACGCACUAUUACAGUUAAAGGCAAUGUUGAGACAUGUGCCAAAGCUGAGGAGGAGAUCAUGAAGAAAAUCAGGGAGUCUUAUGAAAAUGAUAUUGCUUCUAUGAAUCUUCAAGCACAUUUAAUUCCUGGAUUAAAUCUGAACGCCUUGGGUCUGUUCCCACCCACUUCAGGGAUGCCACCUCCCACCUCAGGGCCCCCUUCAGCCAUGACUCCUCCCUACCCGCAGUUUGAGCAAUCAGAAACGGAGACUGUUCAUCUGUUUAUCCCAGCUCUAUCAGUCGGUGCCAUCAUCGGCAAGCAGGGCCAGCACAUCAAGCAGCUUUCUCGCUUUGCUGGAGCUUCAAUUAAGAUUGCUCCAGCGGAAGCACCAGAUGCUAAAGUGAGGAUGGUGAUUAUCACUGGACCACCAGAGGCUCAGUUCAAGGCUCAGGGAAGAAUUUAUGGAAAAAUUAAAGAAGAAAACUUUGUUAGUCCUAAAGAAGAGGUGAAACUUGAAGCUCAUAUCAGAGUGCCAUCCUUUGCUGCUGGCAGAGUUAUUGGAAAAGGAGGCAAAACGGUGAAUGAACUUCAGAAUUUGUCAAGUGCAGAAGUUGUUGUCCCUCGUGACCAGACACCUGAUGAGAAUGACCAAGUGGUUGUCAAAAUAACUGGUCACUUCUAUGCUUGCCAGGUUGCCCAGAGAAAAAUUCAGGAAAUUCUGACUCAGGUAAAGCAGCACCAACAACAGAAGGCUCUGCAAAGUGGACCACCUCAGUCAAGACGGAAGUAAAGGCUCAGGAAACAGCCCACCACAGAGGCAGAUGCCAAACCAAAGACAGAUUGCUUAACCAACAGAUGGGCGCUGACCCCCUAUCCAGAAUCACAUGCACAAGUUUUUACCUAGCCACUUGUUUCUGAGGACCAGGCAACUUUUGAACUCCUGUCUCUGUGAGAAUGUAUACUUUAUGCUCUCUGAAAUGUAUGACACCCAGCUUUAAAACAAACAAACAAAAAAAGGGUGGGGGAGGGAGGGAAAGAGAAGAGCUCUGCACUUCCCUUUGUUGUAGUCUCACAGUAUAACAGAUAUUCUAAUUCUUCUUAAUAUUCCCCCAUAAUGCCAGAAAUUGGCUUAAUGAUGCUUUCACUAAAUUCAUCAAAUAGAUUGCUCCUAAAUCCAAUUGUUAAAAUUGGAUCAGAAUAAUUAUCACAGGAACUUAAAUGUUAAGCCAUUAGCAUAGAAAAACUGUUCUCAGUUUUAUUUUUACCUAACACUAACAUGAGUAACCUAAGGGAAGUGCUGAAUGGUGUUGGCAGGGGUAUUAAACGUGCAUUUUUACUCAACUACCUCAGGUAUUCAGUAAUACAAUGAAAAGCAAAAUUGUUCCUUUUUUUUGAAAAUUUUAUAUACUUUAUAAUGAUAGAAGUCCAACCGUUUUUUAAAAAGUAAAUUUAAAAUUUAACAGCAAUCAGCUAACAGGCAAAUUAAGAUUUUUACUUCUGGCUGGUGACAGUAAAGCUGGAAAAUUAAUUUCAGGGUUUUUUGAGGCUUUUGACACAGUUAUUAGUUAAAUCAAAUGUUCAAAAAUAUGGAGCAGUGCCUAAUAUCUGGAGAGCAGCACUACCAUUUAUUCUUUCAUUUAUAGUUGGGAAAGUUUUUGACGGUACUAACAAAGUGGUCACAGGAGAUUUUGGAACGGCUGGUUUAAAUGGCUUCAGGAGACUUCAGUUUUUUGUUUAGCUACAUGAUUGAAUGCAUAAUAAAUGCUUUGUGCUUUUGACUAUCAAUACCUAAAGAAAGUGCAUCAAUGAAGAGAUGCAGGACUUUCAACUGACUGGCAAAAAGCAAGCUUUAGCUUGUCUUACAGGAUGCUUAGUUUGCCACUACACUUCAGACCAAUGGGACAGUCAUAGAUGGUGUGACAGUGUUUAAACGCAACAAAAGGCUACAUUUCCAUGGGGCCAGCAUUGUCAUGAGCCUCACUAAGCUAUUUUGAAGAUUUUUAAGCACUGAUAAAUUUAAAAAAAAAAAUUAGACUCCACCUUAAGUAGUAAAGUAUAACAGGAUUUCUGUAUACUGUGCAAUCAGUUCUUUGAAAAAAAAGUCAAAAGAUAGAGAAUACAAGAAAAGUUUUUGGGAUAUAAUUUGAAUGACUGUGAAAACAUAUGACCUUUGAUAACGAACUCAUUUGCUCACUCCUUGACAGCAAAGCCCAGUAUGUACAAUUGUGUUGGGUGUGGGUGGUCUCCAAGGCCACGCUGCUCUCUGAAUUGAUUUUGAGUUUUGUUUGUGAGAUGAUCACAGUCAUGUUACACUGAUCUAAAGGACAUAUAUAUAACCCUUUAAAAAAAAUCACUGCCUCAUUCUUAUUUCAAGAUGAAUUUCUAUACAGACUAGAUGUUUUUCUGAAGAUCAAUUAGACAUUUUGAAAAUGAUUUAAAGCGUUUUCCUUAAUGUUCUCUGAAAACAAGUUUCUUUUGUAGUUUUAACCAAAAAAGUGCCCUUUUUGUCACUGGAUUCUCCUAGCAUUCAUGAUUUUUUUUUCAUACAAUGAAUUAAAAUUGCUAAAAUCAUGGACUGGCUUUCUGGUUGGAUUUCAGGUAAGAUGUGUUUAAGGCCAGAGCUUUUCUCAAUAUUUGAUUUUUUUCCCCAAUAUUUGAUUUUUUAAAAAUAUACACAUAGGUGCUGCAUUUAUAUCUGCUGGUUUAAAUUCUGUCAUAUUUCACUUCUAGCCUUUUAGUAUGGCAAAUCAUAUUUUACUUUUACUUAAGCAUUUGUAAUUUGGAGUAUCUGGUACUAGCUAAGAAAUAAUUCUAUAAUUGAGUUUUGUACUCACCAUAUAUGGAUCAUUCCUCAUGUAUAAUGUGCCCCAAAUGCAGCUUCAUUUUCCAGAUACCUUGACGCAGAAUAAAUUUUUUCAUCAUUUAGGUGCA